Gymnodraco acuticeps is the source of this 4002-nucleotide messenger RNA. RefSeq names its product zinc finger, CCHC domain containing 7 (gene zcchc7). The record is from RefSeq and is a predicted model, not a curated record. NCBI's taxonomy places the organism in Eukaryota, Metazoa, Chordata, Actinopteri, Perciformes, Bathydraconidae. Bases 201 to 2117 code for a protein of 638 amino acids. Gene Ontology annotation, molecular function: zinc ion binding; nucleic acid binding. The transcript has 10 exons.
GUUACGGUCGGCCAACACAUUUUCCUCUGACACCCGGAAGUGGUUUGCUUGUCUCCCUCUGUGUGGAAGCUGGAUCAGGAGUGCUGUAACCUCUCCAUUCGGUUGGAAUAAGGCAGUUUCGGCCCCUGAGAUCACCAUCUCCCCUGGUGUGAGUGUCGGUAAGGUGUGUGCAUGUGUGUGUGGAUAGAGUGAUUGGGGAGAUGUACUUCAUGUGCCAGGAUUGGGAGGAGUUGGAGGACGAUCUCUAUCGGGAGGAUGAAGGGGACUCUGAGGGGUCAGAGGACAACAGCGAGCUGGAGUUCCGCCUCUACAGCCAGCUCCACUACUCCUCUAAUGCCGGGGUGGUGGAGGAGACAGGAGAUGAGGAGGGGGAACAGGACAGUGAGCAUCUGGAGAAACCUGAGCAGAUUGUAAAUGUGGACAGAGAACAGGACACAACUGGAAAAAGUAGGCCGCUGUCACCUGAUUUGAGCAAGUUACUACAGCACAAGAAGAAGGACAAGAAACCUGAUAAACAGAAAAAGGGUAAAAGUAACCCUAAGGUUCAGAGGUCAUUAACAUCAUUAAUGGAGGAGGUCAUCGUGAUUGACUCCGGCCCUGAUGUCAUCUCCAUCUCUGAGGAUGACAGUGCUGAUGACACUGCUGCUGCUGUUGACACUGCUGCUGCUGAGGAAGAUGGAGUCUGCGCCUUAAAGGGACGAAGCUUAAAACAGCUGCAGACUUCAACCCCGGCCCCACAGGGAACCCAGAAAAGAACUUUAGGCAUCCCGGUGACGGUGGUCUCCAGCAACUCAGAGUCUGAUUCAAGCGAGUCUGAAUCAAAUUCUGAGUCCGAGUCAUCUGAUGAUCUGGAGAACUGGAUGAUCCUGGGUCCAGGGAACCAGGACGGAGACCAGAGCAUCUCACUUAACCUGGAGGGAGGGUCUGACAGCAGCGCAGAUGCUGAAGAGAAGGCCAGCUGGUUGGUUUCGUCAAAGGAUAAGGACGCUGGGAUCUAUAACAGAGACAAGGGUGCGAGAGCAACGGGGCCGCGGCUGUCAAACCGAUACUACACCGACAAGAGUGUCCAGUGUAGAAACUGCAGCAAGAACGGACAUCUCUCCAAGAACUGCCCAGAGUCCAAACAGUUGGUGCCCUGCUAUCUUUGUGGAACCCCAGGCCACCUGUCAAGUGAAUGUCCCAACAAGCACUGCAACAACUGCGGCCUGCCUGGGCACCUCUACAACUCCUGCAGAGACAGAGCGCACUGGCACCAGCGCUGUGAGCGCUGCUUCAUGACAGGCCACUCAACAAAUGCUUGUCCAGAGAUCUGGAGACAGUAUCACAUCACAACUGAGACACGCACUCCUUUGAAGCCGAAGGGAAAAGACCGGGGUCGGACCCCCGCCUACUGCUACAACUGCUCCAGGAGAGGGCACUUUGGACAUGUGUGUACACGAAAAAGGAUGUUCAACGGGACGUAUCCCAGCACACCGUUUAUCAACUACUACGACACUAAGAAGGAGAUCAAAAGUAGAGUAAAGUGGAUAUUAUUGAAGGUUAAAGAGCUGAAAAAAAAUGGCCUUUUAACUAACAGUUCUCAGACCCCUUUCACUCCAGGACCGCCAAACAAGAGACAGAAGUUCAGCCAUCACGAAAGCAACCAACAGACCCACCAUACACCUCGCCAAAGCCCUAGCAACCACAAACCAGGCCAUGUCUUUUUCAAUGACGAUGACUUUCAGGCUCCAGCACCCAAAGCGAGAUGGAACAAUAGGCCCAAACAACAGGAAGGCACUGAGAAACCAUGGAAACCCAAGAGACCGGUCCCCACUUCCAUAAAACCUCUUCCACCCAAAAAAAUAAUUUUGAAUGAAACGGAUGACUUUCCCAGAGGAGGAGGCAAAAGAGGAGAUACAGAGAAGAAGGGGAAGAAGUUGAGGAAAAAGAAUCAUGUUCCUGAAAAGCUACCAAAAUACCAACCUCAUUGGCUUGAAACUGAAGAGAUGCAGGGGUCAGCGUCAAAGCAAGUGAAAGGAAAGAGGAACCGAUACCGGAAGAACUCCGAUGCUUCACAGUACCCAACGGAUGAGAACCUGUUUACCAUCAAACAGAGGAAACGCCACAGAUGGCGGUGAUCUUCAUGACCAGUUCAUCGUGUGUGGUCAGGACAUUUCAGGAGUCUCAGGCAUUUUGUUAGACUGCCAGUGCUGCUGUUGAGGGUUCAUAGGCCUGUUUAAUUGAAGACCUUUUCAAAUGUCACAGUAAGAAGAGCACAGUUAUAAUUAAUAAAAUGAGUAAUGAAUAUUUUGAUCUGCUUUAGUUUUCAUGUCCUGGUACUGUGCAUGUUGACUCACUUUCACACUAAAGAGCUCACUUGAGCAGAACAGAGCCAUUGUUGUUGUGAUAGUCAGGUUUGUAUUUGAACAUUUAAACUCUUGAAUCUUUCUUCAUGUUUCUACAAGUCCCAUACUGAGAAACACUCCUAAUACAUCAUUAUAGUGUCAUCAUAAUACAAUAUUGAUUCAUUGAACAACAACAUUGGCUGAUAACACAAAAUCUGAAAGAUGUUUUUGAUUCAUUUAAAUUAAAUGCAGGGGCCUGUGAAGCUUACAUACCCAUGUAUAUCAACUUUCGAAAAACAACAAAGAUGUGGUUUGACUUUUUCUUUUUAAACGGGAUUGGUUGAUGUUUUUAUUUUUGCAUUGAUGAUAUUUGAUCCUUGACCAUUGAAUAGUUUAGAAAGGUAUAUGCAGUAUAACCAGAAGGGAUGAUCAUGACAAGCAAAGCUUUCCUUAAAAGUUGGAGCUGUAUUUGAUUCUGGAGUUGCUUUUUCAGUUUCUCCUUGUGGUUAGUGUGAAUAAUAACCUUUAUCGAACAGUGGCCUCAUUUUAACAAUUCAUUCAUUGUUUUAAUGUAUCUGGAGACCGACAAGUAAGAAACCAGGUAGGAGUUCAUAAGAUCAGUUUUUUUAAAGGGAAAGUUCAUUAUUUUCCUCUUACCUUAAGUGCUAUGUUUCAAUCAGCUCCUUGCAGCUCAGCCGUGGAGGACACCCUCAAUGUUUAAAUCUCACCCCGUUGAAAGCACAUGCCUAUGACCAGAUGCAGUUGGCAUGUGUACAGUAGACCGUUAGAAAGAUAAUAAUCCUCCCAACAACAAGUUAUUUUGAUUAUCUUGGCUAACUGGGUCAUGAUUUCUGAUUUCUGAAAGAGACAUUGCUGUUAGUUAUUUAAAAAACAAAAAACUGUUGCUGUUUAGAGCACCACAAACCAGAUGCCAUCUAGUACCAAUAUAUUUUAGAAAAAGGCAGACAUUUCUACAGUUUAAAUCUCCAACACUGUACAACUAACCCCAAAACAAUCUAGAGUGAUUCAUAGCACUACACUUUUUAUUGUAGGUGAAUUGUCCAUUUUGGGCAAUUACUGUCUUCAAAACAAACCAAACAUUCAGGUGUAUCAAUUAUCAUUAGAUUACUUAAUAAGUAAUGGUUGAAAUUGAUCUAUGGAUGUCAUGGUUAUCAUAUUCUCCAAUUUCUUAGUUCACAUUAGUUUCCGCUUAUUACAUAUUGAAUUAAUAACAGACUCUGCUCUUUGAAGGAUCAUCUCAUAGUGCCUCAACUCUGAACACUUGAAGUUGUGUGCAUUUUGAACCAAAGAAUGGGAAGGUUUGUUUUAAAUAGUCUUUGAAAUGUUCUUUUUUUUAUUCAAUGACUGAGAUGCCUUGUAAGUGAGAUUUAAAAUAUGUGGACAUACUGUAAAUACCUAAAUAACACUUGUUUAAUGCCGAUCUGCAGAAAGUUGUCUCAUCAGUUAUUUUGUGAAACAAGGCUACCUGAAGUUUUGUGUACUGAUACAACUUGAAUCAGCUCUGGCAUAUGAGUUCUGUGAUUCAGAAAAUAAAUCAUUUAAGGCUUUAUCUAAGACCUGUUCACAUGGUUUAUUCAGUAACUGUCUAAUAAUUGCUCACAAUUCUUGUGUUAUGUAAUUUACGGUGAUGACAUAAAAAAUGGCUCCAAUCCCUAAA